AUGGCCCGCGUCUUGGUACUGUGCACCUUCGCCGCUGUGGUGGCCUGCGCCAUGGCCUCCUCCCAGCAGAGCGUAUCAGUUUCUUCAAGACCAUCACAGGUCACAGGAGGUAGUGCAGGAAGCCACGUUGGAACCUGGGGAGGCUGGGGUGGCCACUACCCAGGAGGCUAUUGGGGUGGUUACUAUCCAGGAGGCUACUGGGGUGGUUACUACCCAGGAGGCUACUGGGGUGGUUACUACCCAGGUCAUUGGGGUGGCAACUGGGGAGGCAACGGCCGGGGUCAGCUACAGCAGCAACAGCAGAGGCUGUAA
Rhipicephalus microplus (southern cattle tick) is the source of this 312-nucleotide messenger RNA. RefSeq lists its product as uncharacterized. NCBI's taxonomy places the organism in Eukaryota, Metazoa, Arthropoda, Arachnida, Ixodida, Ixodidae. The record is from RefSeq and is a predicted model, not a curated record.